AUGGCCGGUGCCGCCAGGGCAAGCUACGACAAUGUAGCGAAGUGGAGUCGGCCAACCACUUGGCCCGCAAGGAAGAGACUGCCCGAGAGAGGCCCGAACGCCCCGCACGUCGUCCUCUCCACAAAGUUCGAAGAACCGUGGUACACGGUUUCCAUAGGCAUCAAAGAAGUUCUCGAAGAGCUGGGCUGUACUGUGUACAACCCGAGCACUGACAACAAGGAGCGCUACGGGGACGAGGCCGAUGACAGGUGGCUCCGCACUUUUUGCGAAAACUUAAGCAGGAUCCAGCGCGAGAAGAGGGGCUUCGUGCUCCAGAUCCAGCAGGGCAUGGCCCGGGAGAAGUCCGACAUGCAGAUCGCGGAGGAGGAAAUGGGGACAAACUGGCGCAUCCCGCGCAUGGGCAUGUUUGCCUUUCCGACCACCAAAUGGCGUGGAGGCGGCACCCCAGCCCAGGCGUGGAGAUGGUUUCGGAGUGGUUCGAGCCCACUGAGGACUACCGGGAGCUGCGCGUCGACGACAAGGGCAAGCUCCAGGGCCGAGCUCGGUGAAGGUGGCCAGAGGGCCAAGUCUACGAGGGGGAGUGGAAGGUCGGCUUCUAACGGCAAGGACAAGGGCCGCGCGGUGCGGCUCAGCGCGGACCGCAGGCAGGCCUGGCUCCUGAUGGACGGCAAAAAGGAGCGCGAGGUCUCCGUGGCCGAGGCCGGGGGCCCUCGAAAGCAGAGGAAGAGAGCGCCGUGGGAGUGA
Molecule: messenger RNA, 744 nt
Organism: Symbiodinium necroappetens
Lineage: Eukaryota; Dinophyceae; Suessiales; Symbiodiniaceae
Source: the annotation of a GenBank genome assembly